AUGAGAAUCGAGACAUUAGAGAAGCAUUUACUGGAAAUUCAAAAUUCUUUGGUCUCUUAUGUUACAAGAGUUGCUAAACUCCGAGAUAGUGGUGACAUAUUGGCCACUAAUAUCUUACAAUUUAUCGAAACUGAAAAAAUAAAUACCAGUUUGAAUGAUGGACUUACAAAUUUUGCCAAUUGUUUGAAUACUAUACAAGAUUAUAGAGAUGACCAUGUGAAAAAACUUGAAGAAAAAGCUGUGAACGAGUUAAGUGUUUACGGAGAGUCAACUAAAAAAGCUAAAGAUGACCUCAAAGUUAAUUCAAAUGCCCGGAGCAAACACUUAACAGAUAUGAAAGAAUCUAAAUUGCGUGAAAUGGUGAGGAGUUCGAGCUUUAAUGAAGUGUCCAAUAUAUUCAACACUUAUGAACUUCAAAUACAAAGAUUUGAAUUAAAAAAGAUUUGCGAUCUUAAGAAAAUAUUCCUCGAGUUCACCAAAAAUGAACUUUUAUUUCACGCAAAGAGUAUUGAGAUGUUAACCGAAGCUUAUAAGCAUAUAUUGAGUAUCGAUACGGAUCGAGAUUUACAACAAUUUUGUCAUUUCUUUAAUUUCACUCAAUUGAGUUCACCUCAACGCGAGGCCACCAAACUUCAAAAUGAAGACCAAAUGCAAACACUAUCACCUUUGAGACGAUUUGCAUCAGAACCGACAGUUAAUUAA
This is a messenger RNA of Oppia nitens, 702 nucleotides long. RefSeq names its product CBY1-interacting BAR domain-containing protein 1-A-like (gene Fam92). Lineage: Eukaryota; Metazoa; Arthropoda; Arachnida; Sarcoptiformes; Oppiidae. Gene Ontology annotation, cellular component: ciliary transition zone; ciliary basal body. The transcript has 5 exons. The record is from RefSeq and is a predicted model, not a curated record. Bases 1 to 702 code for a protein of 233 amino acids. Gene Ontology annotation, biological process: cilium assembly.